UCAAGCUCGAUAUUGACCAAGUUUAUCGUGGAAACAAAAAUGACGGAAGAGAUACCUGUAAUACCGAAAGUUUCGAGUUUAAUCGUCCACAGCGGGAAUAUUGUCAACUGGAAUAGACUGAAACGACACCCAAACAACGGGGCAACUGCAGAGAUUGCAGAAUGUAUUGAUGCCACAUUAAAAAGUAAUUUGGAAAAUGCAGACAAAACUGCUCUCCAGUAUGAAACCAGUCUGGAGUACAAGUGCACUAAGUUUAUUGAACCACUGCCGGCAGAGGAGAGGGGUGAUCUGAAGGUCACAGUCAAGGUUUUCCUGUGUAAAUUACUACCUCCAGCCACACUGAAAGAGGGAAUAGAAAAAGUUUUGACAGAGCUGAAUAUCACAUUCAUUGAGACUGUGUUGCUGGCCCUACCAGAACUGGAAGAAGAGAAAGAUCUCUCUCUGUCUGUCAUCCAACCAUACUGGGAGGUGCUGGAAGAGAUGGUGGAAGAAGAGAAAGUUCUCUCCCUUGGAAUAGCUGAUCUAAAUAAGGAACAGCUAGAAGAGCUUCACAAAUGGGCGAAGGUAAAACCUGGAAUCAAUCAGGUAAACCUGGAGUCCUGUUGUGUAAUGCCUAAGGACCUGACUGAGUACGCUAAACAGAAUGAUAUUCAGCUUCUUAGUCACAAUGAUGCCAGGGAUAUUCUUCCUAAUGAGAAACUGUGUGACAUUAUCAAGAAAAAUACCACAGGGAAAGACAGCCUCUCAUGGGAAAUGUUGUGGGUACUUCGAUAUUCUGUGCUCAUAAAAUGUCGAGGAAUCAUUAAAACAAAGGCAUACAUUACAAAAUGUGGGCGUGACCCAAAGCACAGAAAGUGACCUUUGACCUUUUGAUGACAGGGACUUUAAUAUUCUGUAUGAAAUUGUUCAACUCUGUUCUUCCUUUAGUCAAGAUUUCUCAAGUGAUUUUUGUUCAUUUGCUUCUGAGGAUGAAUAGAGUAGAUUCCUAACCUCUCUGAGUCUCGUAGAGAGUAUAAUGAAAUCAAUUUGAAGUCUGACAUUAUAAAUUAUUUUACAAUGGAGUACUUAGACUUUUCAGAAUAAACUUAAGACCACUGCCUACAUUAAUUGUUAGAAACAGGCAUAUCCUAAAAUUGUAAUUUG
Saccostrea cuccullata (small rock oyster) is the source of this 1143-nucleotide messenger RNA. Its product is annotated as glutamate--cysteine ligase regulatory subunit-like. Gene Ontology annotation, molecular function: glutamate-cysteine ligase catalytic subunit binding; enzyme regulator activity. The record is from RefSeq and is a predicted model, not a curated record. Gene Ontology annotation, biological process: glutathione biosynthetic process. Bases 40 to 858 code for a protein of 272 amino acids. The transcript is spliced from 7 exons. Gene Ontology annotation, cellular component: glutamate-cysteine ligase complex. Lineage: Eukaryota; Metazoa; Mollusca; Bivalvia; Ostreida; Ostreidae.